AUGACAUUUAUAGAUCUCAUGAAUUGUGUUUUCCAGCCUUUCCUAGACCAAUUCGUCAUCGUGUGCAUUGAUGAUAUAUUAGUAAAUUCUAAGUUAGAACCUAAGCAUGAUGAGCAUUUGAGGAUAGUUGUACAUAUUCUUCGUGAGAAGAAGCUUUUUGCUAAGCUCAGUAAGUACGUGUUCUUGUUGAAAGAGGUUAUGUUUUUAGCUCAUGUGAUAUCUGCUGAGGAUAUCCGUGUGGAUCCAGAAAUGGUUAAAGCUAUCUUGGAUUGGAAGCAAUCGAAAAAUGCAUCAGAGAUUCAGAUUUUUCUUGGUUUGGUAGGAUAUUAUCAAAGGUUUGUUGAGGAUUUUUCCUUGAUAGCAAUCCCAUUGGUUAAGAUGUUAAGGAAGAACACUCCUUUUAAGUGA
This is a messenger RNA of Gossypium arboreum, 408 nucleotides long. RefSeq lists its product as uncharacterized. The transcript has a single exon. NCBI's taxonomy places the organism in Eukaryota, Viridiplantae, Streptophyta, Magnoliopsida, Malvales, Malvaceae. The record is from RefSeq and is a predicted model, not a curated record. The coding region runs from base 1 to 408 and encodes 135 amino acids.